AUGGAAGACUCAGACAUUAUAACAUUUCAACAAAAUGAGAAUUUGUGCUUAUCAAAAGAUGUUGACUGUGAAUCGUUACCGAGUGAUAAUGAAUCAAUUGACGAAAAUCCGUGUAGUCCGUGCGGUGAUAGUAUUAGCGCAGGAGAUGGAGGUAAUGAGGAAAAUUCUCUUGAAAAGUUAGUUAACAAUUUUAAUAGUCAGUUACAAAAAGGUUUGCAUUCUGUACAGUUAGAAGUGAGAAAAUCUUUAAUUGAUUUUGAAAGUAAAUUAGACCAUAUGCAAACGCAGAUUGAUAAUGUCCAUGCUAAAUCGUGCAAUAAAACAAAUUUAUAUGAUGACAUGCAUAAUAAAGAUGUGAGUUCAGGUGAUUUAUGUCUCGAAAAUGGUCCAAUAAGCAGUACUCCUGAUAAUGACGAUACCAAUAAUAAUGGUCCUAAUUCUGUGACACAGAUUACGCCGUUUGGUAAGAAAAAUAGUAACACAGGCGAUUAUUCCAGACAAUAUCCGGUAAAUACGCAAGGUACUUGUGGCAUGUCCGACGUGUCAAAUAGUAAAAUGAAGCCACAGACUUAUGAUGGUUCAGAUGACCUUGACGAAUAUUUAGCGCAAUUCAAUAUUGUUGCGGAACUUAAUAAAUGGAAUUACCAUACUAAGUCAUUAUUUUUGGCAAGUAGUAUAGUAGGGGGUGCAUGUGCUAUUUUAUGCGAGUUAGACAUAGAAAAACGGCGUGAUUUCGAUUCAAUCGUUUCUGCUUUACAAAAUCGUUACGGUUCUAUUUAUAAGGCGGAGAUAUUUAGAUCUCGACUACAAAGCAGAAUAUUAGGAAGAAAUGAAACUAUUCCUGAAUUAGCACAAUCAGUUAAAAAACUAACGAGAAAGGCGUAUCCUAGUGCUUCGUCAGAAGUUGUUGAUUUGUGGGCAUUAGAUUAUUUUGUUGAUGCUUUGCCGGAUACCGACAUUCGGUUAAGAUUAAGGGAAGUAGGACCAAAAACCAUUAGUGAAGCUGAAAGAAUAGCCGUUAGGUUAGACGUACACAAAGAAGCAGAUAACAGUAGAGGGGGGAGGAACCAUGUCAGACAUGUAGCUCCUGAAAUAAGUUCUACUGAUAGAAAAUUAAAUGAUUUAAAUUAUCAGAUGAAAGCCUUGAUGAAUCAGGUUCGUGAUUACCGUGACAAAGGUGAAACUCGAACACAAAACCGGACAUCUUACAAACCAAACAUACAAAGCUCUAGAAAUGAUAACAAGGGUCAUUGGUCAAAUAAUCACCAAGGUCGUAAUAAGUAUGAGCAAAACAGAAGAGACAAAAAUCAAACUUAUCCACAAAGUUAUGCCCCGGGAAACAAAAACGGAUCGAAUUUGAGGGCCGAAGUUCGAGACCAAGCACAGAAAGGUCCCACCCGAUUUCAAUAG
This is a messenger RNA of Ruditapes philippinarum (Manila clam), 1410 nucleotides long. RefSeq lists its product as uncharacterized. The record is from RefSeq and is a predicted model, not a curated record. The transcript has a single exon. NCBI's taxonomy places the organism in Eukaryota, Metazoa, Mollusca, Bivalvia, Venerida, Veneridae. Bases 1 to 1410 code for a protein of 469 amino acids.